Medicago truncatula (barrel medic) is the source of this 3686-nucleotide messenger RNA. Its product is annotated as disease resistance protein RUN1. Gene Ontology annotation, biological process: signal transduction; defense response. The transcript has 5 exons. The coding region runs from base 134 to 3409 and encodes 1091 amino acids. The record is from RefSeq and is a predicted model, not a curated record. Gene Ontology annotation, molecular function: ADP binding. Lineage: Eukaryota; Viridiplantae; Streptophyta; Magnoliopsida; Fabales; Fabaceae.
UCACACACACCACAUAUCUUUUUUGUUCAUAUAUAUAUAUAUAUAUAUAUAUAUACAUUCUUGCUUAGUCUUCUUGCAAGCGUUGACUCCAUCAAAAAACUCAUCCUCCAUCAAAAUCAUAACUCAAAUCACAAUGUAUUCAUCUUCAUCAUCAUCUUCCACAAAUCCACAAUAUCUCCAUGACGUAUUCAUCAACUUCAGAGGCGAAGACGUUCGUCGCACCUUCGUCUCUCAUCUCUACGCAGUCCUCUCAAACGCCGGAAUCAACACAUUCCUUGACAACGAAAAGCUCGAAAAAGGCGAAGAUAUCGGACACGAACUUCUCCAAGCAAUUUCAGUCUCACGCAUAUCCAUAAUCGUUUUCUCUAAAAACUACACUGAAUCGAGUUGGUGUUUAAACGAAUUGGAAAAGAUCAUGGAAUGUCGUAGACUUCACGGUCAUGUUGUUUUGCCAGUGUUUUAUGAUGUUGAUCCUUCUGUUGUACGGCAUCAGAAAGGUGAUUUUGGUAAAGCUUUGGAAGUUGCCGCGAAAAGUAGGUAUAUUAUUGAGGAAGUUAUGGUGAAGGAAUUGGGUAAAUGGAGAAAAGUGUUGACGGAAGCUUCGAAUUUGUCUGGUUGGGAUGGAAGCGCUUUCAGGAGUGACCGUGAAUUAGUGAAAAAAAUUGUUGAGGCCAUUUUGCCAAAACUCGACAACACAACCUUGUCUAUAACUGAAUUUCCAGUUGGAUUAGAAUCCCAUGUAAAGCAAGUGGUUGGGGUGAUUGAGAAACAUUCGGGCGAUGUUUGUAUGGUAGGGAUCUGGGGCAUGGGAGGAUCAGGUAAAACAACUGUAGCCAAAGCCAUCUACAAUGAAAUUCAUCGUAGAUUUGAUUGUACUAGUUUCAUUGAAAACAUUAGAGAAGUUUGUGAAAAGGAUACUAAAGGGCAUAUACAUUUACAACAGCAACUUCUUUCAGAUGUCCUCAAAACAAAGGAGAAAAUACAUAGUAUUGCGUCGGGGACAGCUACGAUCCAGAGAGAGCUUACCGGAAAGAAAGCACUCGUGAUACUUGAUGAUGUGACUGAUUUUCAGCAAAUAAAAGCCCUAUGCGGAAAUCAUAAAUUUUUUGGUGCUGGAAGUGUGUUAAUUGUUACAACCAGAGAUGUACACAUACUUAAGCUACUCAAUGUUGACUCUGUCUAUAAAAUGGAGGAAAUGCAGAAAAACGAGUCCCUUGAACUAUUCUCUUGGCAUGCUUUUAGAAAAGCUAGUCCUAGAGGAGGCUUUAGUGAACUCUCAAGAAAUGUGGCUGCUUAUUGUGGAGGGUUACCACUGGCUCUUGAAGUCCUUGGAUCCUACUUAUUUGAGAGGACAAAACAAGAAUGGAUAAGCGUACUAUCAAAGUUAGAGAGAAUUCCCAAUGAUCAAGUGCACGAGAAGCUGAGAAUAAGCUAUGAUGGUUUAAAGGAUGAUAUGGUAAAGGAUAUAUUUCUUGACAUUUGUUGUUUCUUUAUUGGUAAGGACAGGGCCUAUGUUACAGAGAUACUAAAUGGCUGUGGACUUUAUGCUGAUAUUGGAAUAGCGGUCCUCAUAGACCGGAGCCUCCUAAAAGUUGAGAAGAAUAACAAGCUUGGAAUGCAUGAUUUAAUAAGAGACAUGGGAAGAGAAAUUGUCCGUGAAAGUUCAGCAAGAGAACCUGGGAAGCGUAGUCGAUUGUGGUUUCACGAGGAUGUACAUGAUGUUUUGGCAAAAAAUACUGGAACAGAAACUGUUGAGGCACUGAUUUUUAACUUGCAAAGAACAGGCAGAGGUAGCUUUAGUACUAAUACUUUCCAAGAUAUGAAGAAACUUAGACUUUUACAACUUGAUCGUGUUGACCUCACUGGAGAUUUUGGGUAUCUUUCCAAACAAUUGAGAUGGGUCAAUUGGCAACGAUCUACCUUCAACUUUGUACCCAACGACUUUGAUCAGGAAAAUCUCGUUGCUUUUGAAUUAAAAUAUAGCAAUGUUAAACAAGUUUGGAAGGAAACCAAGUUGUUGCAUAAGCUAAAAAUUCUCAAUCUCAGUCAUUCCAAGCACUUGAAAAGAACCCCUGACUUUUCAAAAUUACCGAAUCUAGAAAAACUCAUUAUGAAGGAUUGUCAAAGUUUAUCCGACAUACACCCGUCCAUUGGAGAUCUCAAGAAUCUUCUUCUCAUAAAUUUGAAGGAUUGUGCAAGUCUUGUUAAUCUCCCAAGAGAGAUCUAUCGAUUGAGAUCAGUGAAAACUCUCAUCCUUUCUGGUUGUUCAAAGAUUGUCAAAUUGGAAGAAGAUAUAGUGCAAAUGAAAUCCUUGACAACUCUAAUUGCAGAAAAUGCUGGUGUCAAACAAGUGCCUUUUUCGAUUGUUAGAUCAAAGAACAUCACCCAUAUAUCUCUAUGUGGAUAUCAAGGAUUAUCACGUGAUGUUUUUCCUUCUAUCAUUUGGUCUUGGAUGUCACCAACAAUGAACUCCUUAGCACGUAUUCCCUCUUUUGGUGGAAUUUCAAUGUCUCUUGUUUCCUUGAAUAUUGAUAGUGAUAAUCUGGGUUUGGUCUAUCAAUCACCGAUACUUAGCAGCUGUUCAAAACUUAGAUGUGUUUCGGUACAAUGUCACUCAGAGAUUCAACUUAAACAAGAAUUGAAAGUAUUUCUUAAUGAUCUUACAGAGUUGGAAAUAUCACAUGCUUCACAAAUCUCAGAUCUUUCCUUGCAAUCUCUUUUGAUUGGAAUGGGAAGUUACCACAAAGUCAACGAGACUCUUGGCAAGAGCUUAUCGCAGGGAUUGGCAACUAAUGAUUCUCGUGCUUCGUUCCUUCCGGGUAACAAUAUUCCUUCUUGGUUAGCCUAUACAUGUGAGGGACCAUCAGUAUGUUUUCAAGUGCCCAAGGAUAGUAAUUGUGGAAUGAAGGGAAUAACUUUAUGUGUUCUUUAUUCAUCUACACUUAAAAACAUGGCAACUGAAUGUCUCACUAGUGUCUUGAUCAUUAAUUACACAAAAUUCACUAUUCAUAUAUACAAGAGAGACACAGUAAUGACCUUUAACGAUGAAGAUUGGGAAGGUGUAGUAUCAAAUUUAGGAGUUGGUGACAAUGUGGAGAUUUUUGUAGCUUUUGGGCAUGGAUUGACUGCUAAGGAGACCGCUGUCUAUCUAAUAUAUGAUCAGUCAACUGCAAUGGAAAUUGAGUCAUCAAUUGCUAUGGAAGUUGAACCAAUACCUGAAGUGCAGGUGCAAUCAUCACCUGAUGUGGUAAUGGAACUAUCACCUGGAGUGGAAGCACAACCAUCAUCUGAUGUGGAAACGGAAUCACCAAUAGCUGUCAAGAGCGAGCCAAUACCAAAGCCAAAUGAUAAAAUCUUUGUAAAACUUGCAAAGAGAGUGGGAGGAUGUUUAUGCUUGAACCAGAAUUGAGAUCUCAGAUAGGGCACGCCUUUGUCCUAAUACGGGAUUCCCUUGUAUGUGUUUUCUAAUAUUUUUCUGGGAGGGUGGACAGACAGUGCUUAUGCUUUAUAUACACAGAUGAGAUCAAUGUGUUGUUUGUUUCAAAACAUGUACUUAUUUAAAUUUUGUAAGAGUUUUGUUGAAAAUAUGUUAGGAUCUUUAUAUUUUUUGUUUAUGGAUAUAAUAUCAUGUAAAUUGAAAUAAUAUCUCAUUCAUUUGUAUAAAAAACGUCCUCAUUUAUUUGUUA